Gymnodraco acuticeps is the source of this 835-nucleotide messenger RNA. Its product is annotated as caveolin-2-like. The record is from RefSeq and is a predicted model, not a curated record. Gene Ontology annotation, biological process: caveola assembly. Gene Ontology annotation, cellular component: caveola. Gene Ontology annotation, molecular function: molecular adaptor activity. Lineage: Eukaryota; Metazoa; Chordata; Actinopteri; Perciformes; Bathydraconidae. The transcript has 3 exons. The coding region runs from base 1 to 549 and encodes 182 amino acids.
AUGACCACAGCCUUCAACAGAGCGGGAACACAGCUGAACUUAGUAGAAAUGGAGGACCAGAGAUUAAAAGACGAGAGACCAGCUGAGGAACUGAUGGGAGUCAAAGUGGAUGUACAGUCUGAAGAUCUGAACUCCACCCACAGUGACACAAGGCCGCAGAUUCAGGGCAGGGAUCCCAAAGGAGUUAACACGAUUCUGAAGGUCACGUUUGAAGAUGUGAUCGCCGAGCCUCCCUCGGUGCGGAGCUUUGAUAAAGUGUGGUUGUGGAGUCACGCCCUGUUUGAGGUGUCCAGACUGUGGAUGUACCGGCUCAUCUCUCUCCUCCUGGCGGUGCCGGUCUCUCUGGCAGCAGGGAUCCUCUUCGCUGUGCUCAGCUUCCUUCACAUCUGGUUGAUCAUGCCCUGUGUGCAGCUGCUUCUCAUCAACAUGCACUGGGUUCAGACUGUGUGGGGCAGCAUACUCAACAUUCUCAUCAGCCCAUUAUUCACCAGUAUGGGAAAGUGCUGUGGUCAAAUCACCAUCCAUCUGGCAACAGAUGAAGACAGAUAGAAAAAUGUGUAAAUGAUAAAGCUACAUCAUGAUUAUUAGUCAAUGAUUAUUUUGUAUUAUGGCUCACCUGGCAUGGUAUUUGCCAUGCUGAGACCAGUUUGAAUGUGUACCUUUUUUGAAUAAUGUGAUUGUGUGAUGCAUAGAGGUGCCUCUAAGCUGGAAUAUGAUCAACCAUGUGUUAAUAGGUUAUGUGGGUGAUUGGUACUAACACUUUCUAAUGCUCAAUUUCAGAAAUAAACAGCAAACAAAUCCCAUAUAACAAAAUGAUAAAGCUGAGAGUCUCAGG